Thrips palmi is the source of this 769-nucleotide messenger RNA. Its product is annotated as trypsin-1-like. The coding region runs from base 59 to 769 and encodes 236 amino acids. Gene Ontology annotation, biological process: proteolysis. Gene Ontology annotation, molecular function: serine-type endopeptidase activity. The transcript is spliced from 4 exons. NCBI's taxonomy places the organism in Eukaryota, Metazoa, Arthropoda, Insecta, Thysanoptera, Thripidae. The record is from RefSeq and is a predicted model, not a curated record.
UGCGUCAGAACAAGGGUAUUUAAAGAUCCCUGCUGCGCGAGGUCCAGCCACUUGAGUCAUGGCGGUGACCGUGGCGGCACUAGCAGCGGUGGCGUGCUUCUGCAUGGGCGCCAGCGCGUCGACGCCAGUCGACAUCAGGGACGUGCCUUAUCAUGUGCGAGUACGGUCCCUCCUGCCAAAUGGCACGCACAUCCUCUGCGGUGGCUCGAUUUUGUCAGACAGAAUAGUACUCACGGCCGCGCACUGCACUGACGGGAAGGACGUGUCCAGUCUGACGGUUCGCGCCGGCAGUGCCGACCGCGCGAGGGGCGGCCAGGAGCUUCCUGUGGCCCGCGUCUUCCAGGACCCCCGGUGGACCGAGGCCACCAAGGAUUUCGACGUGAGCGUCCUGCAGCUUGAGGGCCGCAUCACAUUCGGAGACACAGCCAGACCCAUCGCGCUGGUGGCCCCCUUGACUGAACAGCCCACGGGUUCGCGGGGGCUGGUGGCCGGCUGGGGCAGAAGCAGCGGAGACGGCAUUCCCAGUGAGACCUUGGGUUCAGCUCUACUGCAAUACAUCGACCGGCUGCCGUGCAGACGUGCCUUCGUGAAGGGCAGAAUAACUCCUCGCAUGGUGUGUUACGGCGGCGUUGUUGGCCCAGCUUGCGAUGUAAGUACGAAUCUCAUGGCCUUCUUUAAUACUAAAAAGAAAACUCCGAGGGAUUUACGAAGGAGGGAACAAAGGGUUUCCGACGGAUCUUUUGUAAAUUUCGUGGGCAAGCCGUUUUGA